AUGGCCGACGCCGCCGCCGACGAGGCGCUGGCCCGUAUGGGCUACAAGAGCGAAUUGCCUCGAAACUUAAGCAUGCUUAGUAUCCUGGGCCUAUCCUUUGCAAUCAUGGCCGCGCCCUAUGGCCUGAGCACCACCCUCUAUAUCACCCUCGACGACGGCCUCUCUGUGACAAUCAUCUGGGGCUGGGUCUUCGUGACUCUCAUCUCCAUCGCAAUUGCAGCCUCUCUCGCGGAAAUUUGCGCCGUCUAUCCCACCGCUGGCGGUGUUUAUUACUGGAGCGCGAUGCUUUCUACGCGUCGCUGGGCCCCGCUCAUGUCCUUUAUCGAUGGCUGGUUGACCCUCGUCGGCAAUUGGACCGUGACACUGAGUAUUAUCUUUGGUGGUGCACAAUUGAUUCUGAGCGCCAUCUCGCUCUGGAAUGAGACCUUUGUCGCGAAUGCUUGGCAGACGGUCCUGUGCUUCUGGGCUGUGACGCUGGUCUGCACGCUUGUGAAUGUCUUUGGGUCGCGCUGGCUCGACCUCAUUAAUAAAAUUUGCAUUUUUUGGACCGCUGCGAGCGUCAUUAUCAUCUUGGUCACGCUUCUCACCAUGGCGGACCACCGACGCAGUGGCGAGUUCGUCUUUGCCGAGUACGAUUCUUCGCAGAGUGGUUGGCCUGCUGGUUGGGCCUUCUUCGUUGGCUUGCUGCAGGCGGCGUACACGCUCACGGGCUACGGAAUGGUUGCGUCCAUGUGUGAGGAGGUGCAGAACCCGCAUCGUGAGGUGCCCAAGGCUAUCGUGCUCUCUGUGGUCGCCGCGGGCAUUACGGGUCUUCUCUAUUUGAUCCCCAUUUUAUUUGUCCUGCCCAACGUGCAGAUGCUGCGCGACGUGGCGAGCGGACAGCCGAUCGGACUGCUUUUCAAGACUGUGACGGGUUCCGCGGGCGGUGGCUUUGGUUUGCUUUUCUUGAUUCUGGGAAUCAUGAUGUUCGCGGGCAUUGGGUCCCUGACUGCCGCCAGUCGCUGCACCUAUGCCUUCGCGCGUGAUGGAGCGAUUCCUGGUUUCACGCUCUGGCGCCGGGUAAACAAGAGAUUAGAUGUGCCCGUGUGGUCAAUCAUUCUGUCGUCUACGGUGAUUUCUCUCCUGGGUUUGAUCUACUUUGGUUCCACGGCGGCUUUCAACUCUUUCACUGGUGUGGCGACCAUUUGCCUUUCCACUUCGUACGGCCUACCUAUUUUGAUCUCCAUGAUCCGGGGCCGCAAGGAUGUUGCUCAGUCUACUUUCUCCCUUGGCAAGUUCGGGUUCGUGAUCAAUGCCAUUACAAUUGCUUGGAUUGUGCUCGCUGUUGUUCUCUUCUGCAUGCCUUACACACUGCCUGUUACGGCCUCGGGGAUGAACUAUGCGAGUGUUGUGUUUGCUGGAUUCGCCGGCAUCAGCAUCAUCUGGUACUUCGCGUAUGCGCGCAAGCACUUCACCGGCCCUCCGGUCAGCAAGGAGGAGGUGUCUGCGGUGGCGGGCGUCAUGACAGGCAGCGCGGUCGACUCCGAGAACGCGAUCCCCGGAAUAGUAGAGUGCAAGAAGUCGUCAAGCCUGUAA
Messenger RNA from Penicillium maclennaniae, 1575 nucleotides. Its product is annotated as putative GABA permease. NCBI's taxonomy places the organism in Eukaryota, Fungi, Ascomycota, Eurotiomycetes, Eurotiales, Aspergillaceae. Gene Ontology annotation, biological process: transmembrane transport. Gene Ontology annotation, cellular component: membrane. The record is from RefSeq and is a predicted model, not a curated record. Gene Ontology annotation, molecular function: transmembrane transporter activity. Bases 1 to 1575 code for a protein of 524 amino acids. The transcript has a single exon.